UCCUCUUUCGUUUUCUCAGGUGACGUAUUUGAACUGGUACUUGCAACCCUACAAACAUCCAACUCCACUCCAAGUAGCAUAGCAUCAUCAAUCAAUGAACUCAAACAUAUCCUCUAAACCCUAGAUUCCUAAAAACCCUCCAUCUCUCCCAAUUCUCUCUCUCUCUCUCUCUCUCUCUCUCUCUCUCUCUCUCUCUCUCUAUGUAUUUAUAGUAGGUUUCAAGUAGACACCAGUCCCAAAACCAACUCCCAUUCCCAAUGGACUUAAGAGAACCACUACCACCACACCACCACCACCCACAACCGCCGCCGGGCAUGAUGGCGGGCCCACCACCAAACUCAUAUAACACUCCCAAUUUACCCAACAACAACAAUACCAUUAACGCUAACUCUCCCCUGUUGCAAAACCCUAGGUUCCCUUUCAAUUCCGGGGGACCAAAGCCCAUGGAGUCCAUGAACUUGCAAUACGGCGACGGAUCACACCUGGUACUGCCGCCGCCGGCACCGUCUGGGUUCAGCAUUGAGUCGGGGAAGAAGAAGCGGGGCCGGCCGAGGAAGUACUCGCCCGACAGCAACAUUGCGCUCGGGCUGGCCCCCUCUCCUUCCCCUGUAACCCCAUUAACCGCUGCCUCGCCCUUGGCCGUGGUGGGCCACGGGGAUUCCGGCGGUGGGCAGACGUCCUCGGACCCCUCCCAGGCGAAGCGGAGCAGGGGGCGGCCGCCUGGGUCGGGAAAGAAACAAUUGGAUGCCUUAGGAUCGUUCGGGGUUAGUUUUACGCCGCAUGUUAUAUUGGUCAAAGCGGGGGAGGAUAUAGCAUCACAGAUCAUGGCUUUUUCACAGCAAGGACCACGUACUGUUUGUAUUCUGUCUGCUAAUGGUGCUGUCAGCAAUAUCACCCUUCGCCAGCCAGCAAUGUCUGGUGGCACUGUGACAUAUGAGGGCCGAUUUGAAAUUAUCUCUUUGUCAGGUUCUUUCUUCCUGUCAGAAAGUAAUGGUAGCCGCAGCAGAACAGGUGGUCUUAGUGUGUCCUUGGCAGGGUCAGAUGGACGAGUUUUAGGUGGUGGAGUUGCAGGAAUGCUUGUGGCAGCAACACCAGUACAGGUUAUUGUUGGUAGCUUCAUUGCAGAUGGAAAGAAAUCAAAAUCAGGGCCACCCUCAGCAUCAAUGUCCAAUAUGUUGAACUUCAGUGAACCAGUUGCUGCGGAAAGUCCUCCCUCCCAAGGACACUCAAGUGAGUCGUCUGAUGAGAAUGGUGGCAGUCCAUUUAAUAGGGUCUCAGGGCCUUAUAAUAAUGCUAGCCAACCCGUUCAUAAUACUAUGCCCAUGUAUCAAAUAUGGGCUGGGGAAACUCAAUGUGAAGAUGGUUUCCGGUUCAUGGUACUUUGCUUCUGUUUAGAUGACCGGCUUAGUUGAUGCCCUGUAUGGGAGGUUUAGAGGUUGAUUUGCAGAUGCUAACCAGCAAUUACGUGAGCCCUUCUCUCUUUCUUGUGGUUGACCCGAGUUUCUCUUAUUUAGCAUUUACAUUGUGAGUUGGUUCUCAUUUUCUUUGUUCUUGUUUUACAAUCGGAGUGAAACAUUGGCUAAUUUGACCAAAGUUGAGGGCGCAUGAUUUCUUCAACAUAUACGUGUUUCUUAGGUUCGACUAUCUAUCUCAGUUAGUUUCGGCUA
Rhododendron vialii is the source of this 1667-nucleotide messenger RNA. Its product is annotated as AT-hook motif nuclear-localized protein 8. The record is from RefSeq and is a predicted model, not a curated record. Lineage: Eukaryota; Viridiplantae; Streptophyta; Magnoliopsida; Ericales; Ericaceae. Gene Ontology annotation, molecular function: minor groove of adenine-thymine-rich DNA binding.